AGUACCGUUAGCUGAAGGCUACGCGUACUACGCCGCCAUUUUAAAAGUUCACCUUUUUUGGCAAUAUCUUUUUAAAUACCCUUUUUGGGUACAGUUUAAGUGUUUAAUGUAGUAGGUAAUAUGGCGAUACCUAAGCUGGACUUAGAUUUGUUUGAGGGAAACAUCCUCGAUUCGUGUUGGAAAGUGGGAGGCCGAUGCCGCAAGUCCCAUUCAUCGGCCUUUGCACAAUUCGAUCGGAAUGAGAUCGCCGCUGUGGAUAUUGUCGCUUGUUGCAAGCAAAUCACUAAUUUAAUAGAAGAAAACUCAUUUAGAGGCCGCCGAUCAGAUCUAUUGGCAACAAGGAAGAAGCGAAAUGUUAGUUUCAAGGAUCUUUCGCGCUUGGCAUACGGCGCAACCAAUAUUUAUAGAUGCCAGGUGGACAUACUUUUAGGGGAUACCAUGCUUUUGAUGGAGCAAAUGAAACGUACCAACAUGGAUUUGGUUCUUACAACCACGAAAUCUGUAAUGGUUAAGGAAUCAGGGAUUGGAACCCAACGCAAACGGAAGCGCGUGAUUACCAAGAAAUCAAAGGUCACCGUCUCCAAACGUCCCAGAUUGCAGGAGUCGGAGCUUCUGAACAAAUCCACUCAGGAGUAUUACGAAAAUAUACUAUCAGAAUGUCGUUUGUGGCAAUCAGAGUACACACAACAGGUGGAAGAGGAGUUAGACGAGUCCAUUGAACCACCCAGAAGCUGUACACAAUCGAACUCAUAUCAUGCCAUUACCAUUACUGAAGAAAUUCAAAUUCACGAAGAUCAGAGCCAUAUUAUGCCAUCUGAUGGUUUUGGCGACGGAGAAGACUUGGAUUUAACCAUUUUCCAAGAACUUUUUCCCAAAGGCGAUCAAACGAGAACCUUAAAGCGGCGCUCAGAAACCCAAGAUUCAACUGACAUUUUACCAGAUAAAAUGCCGAGAUUGGAUGAAAUGGACGUUUUCCAAGCUGACAAUGCUAUUAUGACCCAAAUCUUUCCGCAUAACAUUGAGCCAGCCGACAUAUCUCAAAUAUGCUGCGAACCAUCGGUCCAGUAUGUUUUGGAGAAUUUUGAAGAAAUCACGUACAGCAAGCCCAAAAAUCCUCGCAAAAGAAAACUGAUAGUAGACAAGCGUAUUGAAUACACUAGAGAACAACUGGCAAAGCAAAGACUUAAAUAUAUGAAUGAUUAUUCGUCUAGAGAGGUUAUUGUAAAAAAGCCAUCCAAACAACUAAAAACACCGAACGAACUUUUAUGUAAACUGAAUAACAAUUUAUUUUGUUCAGCUAUUAAUAAUUACAUCGGCAUUAACUCAAGUGAAGAUCAAAUGCAAGACGAGUCUGAAAAUACAUUGAGAACCAUAUUUGGCAGCGAAUUUACAGAGACGCUUUCCAAGGAAAUCUUUGCUCAGCUAGCUGACAAGAUAAGUUCAAGAAAUAUAGACGCAUAUAUAAAUCAACCUAUUCCCCUCGAAAUGGAAGACAUCUUACUAACUCCUGAGCCACCUAGCAACGUAAUUGGUAACGAUCUACCAAUCAAUAAUAACAAUUUCUACGAACACAGUAUAUUAUGUCAGAGUAAUAGUUUUGAUACUUAUAGCGUAAUGAUGGAUCUUUUAAACAUUUGGCGUAAUAGUCCAGAAAUCACUGGAAUCAAUGCCAAUGAUUUCAUCAAAUCUUUUGUUGAUCGCAUCAAGGCUUCGCUAGCUUUUCUUCAUUUGUUGUAUCUAAUCCGCGGCAGGUUCAUAGAGAUUUCAAAGCGAGCUAACUCCCUUGAAAUGGACCAAAUUACUCUGGGCAAAGAGUCCGCAAAGCUCAUAGAAAAUCUUACGCAAGGCGAGACUUUCUAAACAUUUUUUAAAGAGUCUACAAGACUUUAAACUAUGGUUUUCAUGGCUAUCGCCACAAUUUUGUAGUUGUUAGUUCAGUCAAUAGUGCCUUCAAAAUGUAGCAUUCUGUUAUCGUUAUGAGUAUAAGCUAAAAUGAGCAAAAGUGGCAAUCCUUUAAGAAGCGGUCUUAAACUAUUCAUUACCAUCUUGUUAUUGUUAAAUCGGGCAAGGAUGCCCAAGUCAAAUCGUUUAUCUUUUCCUUGUCGAUGAAAUACUGUCCAGUUUCACUGUACUCAUUAAAACUCGUGUAAAUAUUUUUGUUACUAUUA
Molecule: messenger RNA, 2168 nt
Organism: Drosophila suzukii
Lineage: Eukaryota; Metazoa; Arthropoda; Insecta; Diptera; Drosophilidae
Gene: c(2)M
Product: crossover suppressor on 2 of Manheim
Source: RefSeq, a predicted model, not a curated record